ACCACCAUCAAACACCACAGACCAUAGUCGACAACUCCUUGCAAGAAAGAAGACGCUGAUGGAGAAAAAGACAAAGAGGUGUGAAACAUGCCUCCAUUUUGGAAUUGCGAGGCCCAUUUAAAGAGGGGCCUCAAGAGAGGCCCAUCCUAGUCAGCCCUAAAUAAAGCGGGUCAGGAUCAGCCCACGAUCGAAGCUAGCUGCUUGUGAAAGACGCACCGCGCAGCUCGCACUUGCAGCAGCAUUUGAACUCUACUAUCGUUUUCUCCGUUCUUUCUCAAAGCCGCACUCAACUUUCUAAAACCAAAUCGGUUUGAAUCCUCAUUUCCCGCCUCUCACUGGAAAGCAGCAAAAUCACCUUUCUCUACUAUCUAUCUGUUCCUUUUGUACUCUGAGUGGGUAGAAGUCAUGGUAAGGCUCACUGCUGACUUGAUUUGGAAAAGCCCUCAUUUCUUCAACACGAUUAAAGAGCGUGAGUUAGAUCUCAGAGGCAACAAGAUAGCUGUAAUUGAAAACUUGGGUGCUACUGAGGACCAAUUUGACACAAUAGACUUAUCUGACAAUGAGAUUGUUAAACUUGAAAAUGUACCAUAUCUUAACCGGUUGGGCACAAUGCUCAUUAACAACAACAGGAUUACUAGAAUUAAUCCCAACAUCGGAGAGUUCUUGCCAAAUUUACACACUCUAGUUCUCACAAACAACAGAAUUGUAAACUUGGUUGAAAUUGAUCCUUUAGCAUCUCUUCCAAAGCUGCACUUCCUUAGUCUGCUGGACAACAAUAUUACAAAGAAACCUAAUUACAGGCUUUAUGUUAUUAACAACCUGAAAUCCCUCCGGGUGUUAGAUUUCAAGAAAGUGAAAAAUAAGGAACGGUUGGAAGCCAAAAACUUGUUUGCUUCAAAAGAAGUUAUAGAAGAGAUUCAAAGGACACCAGCAAAAACAUUUUCAACUGGUGAAACUCCAAAUGUUUCUGAAGCGAUUGAGGAACAACAGACGCCCAAAGUGGUUGCUCCUACACCUGAGCAAAUUAUUGCUAUUAAGGCUGCCAUUGUGAAUUCUCAGACUCUUGAAGAGGUUGCUAGGCUUGAAAAGGCAUUGAAGUCUGGUCAGCUUCCUGCAGAUUUAAAAAGCUUGAGUGAUAAUAUAAUGUUGGAUAAUGUUGAUGAAAAACAUGAGGACAUGAUUCAUGAUGAUAGAAGUCAAGCUGAUGGCAAAUCGAAUGAUACACAAGAGCAGAGAAAUACUGAUUCUGCUUCAAUGGAACAGGAUUAGAGUGAAAAGGUUUUCAAAUAGUCCUAGCACUGUGGACUUCUUUAAUGUCAGGUUCUAGAGUUAGACUCUUGGUAAUUUUCCAUGAGGUGUACUUUAUGAAUCUUCCAUUACUUGAGAACUGGAUGUUUCAAUUUCACUCGUGGUGAAUCAUUGCUUUGGCCUUUAUAUAUGUGUUAAAUUGUAUUAUUUUUACACUAGAACGAUUAUGGAAUUUGCCUAGAGUUUUUUCACAAA
Glycine soja is the source of this 1503-nucleotide messenger RNA. RefSeq names its product U2 small nuclear ribonucleoprotein A'-like. Gene Ontology annotation, biological process: mRNA splicing, via spliceosome. The record is from RefSeq and is a predicted model, not a curated record. The transcript has 9 exons. Lineage: Eukaryota; Viridiplantae; Streptophyta; Magnoliopsida; Fabales; Fabaceae. Bases 406 to 1269 code for a protein of 287 amino acids. Gene Ontology annotation, molecular function: U2 snRNA binding; protein binding.